This is a messenger RNA of Dermacentor silvarum, 1383 nucleotides long. It is a transcript of the gene mRpS29, whose product is annotated as 28S ribosomal protein S29, mitochondrial-like. Gene Ontology annotation, cellular component: mitochondrial ribosome; mitochondrial small ribosomal subunit. The transcript is spliced from 13 exons. NCBI's taxonomy places the organism in Eukaryota, Metazoa, Arthropoda, Arachnida, Ixodida, Ixodidae. Gene Ontology annotation, biological process: apoptotic process. Gene Ontology annotation, molecular function: structural constituent of ribosome. The record is from RefSeq and is a predicted model, not a curated record. Bases 68 to 1267 code for a protein of 399 amino acids.
AGAAACGCAAGUAUAGAGGGCGCAUGAGUCAGUAGUGGCGGCAAGGUGGCGGCGUUCUGCAAGCAGCAUGGUUCUGAAAAUCAGCCGCUUGCUGCUCCGGUCGAAACCAGGGAGACAUGCGCGUUUGUGCGCAAAAUGUUUCGCUACUCAAGUCGCUGUUGCUCCUGAAAAUAGUUUACCUCACUUCAGAACAUUGGAGUCUAAUCCUACAAAUCACACCAUCGAUCACGAAGCGAAGUUCUACACCGUCCCUGAACAUGUACAGAAAUCACUUUUCGAAGUUUACAAGGUGCCGAAGAAGUUUCAGGUGUUGAGUGAAAUGUUUGCAGAGAUGUCCAUCAUGGUGCGGCAGCCAUUUCUUGAAGUGAAGUCGUACAUUGAGUCAUAUGACUAUUCCCUCCCGGCCCUAAGGAUCAUGCUUUAUGGCGAAAUGGGCUGUGGGAAAGCACUCACACAGGCCCAUCUGUUGCACUAUGCAGCGGUGAACAACUGGAUUAUUGUUUCUAAGGAGUGGGCUGCCCAUUGGAUCAAACGGCCAAAGGACAAUGCCCAGAAUGCAAGUGAUGAAGCACUGAUGGACUCGCCCAUUGACGCAGCUGUCUGGAUGCAGCAUUUUCGAGUCCUCAACGCUGCACAGCUGAAAGAGCUCAACCUGACCACCACGCAGACUUACAACUGGUCUGAACGAGAAGCUACACAGAAGGGAGAACCAUUGACAAACAUAGUGGAUCAUGGAGUUGAUCGCAUGAAGCACGCAUGCAGCUGUAUGGCUGCUCUCCUGCAAGAGAUCAAGAUGCACACCGACUCUGGGAGGAUGAAAACCAUGGUCAUUGUCAAAGGCGUCAACAGCUUCUGGCAGGACACCUAUCUCCGCCGGAUCGAUAAAUCUUACAUUGCAGCGAAGGACCUGACUAUUGUGAGGAAUUUCAAAGAAAUUCUUAAGAAUGACUGGAGGAAUGCAGCCAUAGUCGUGAGUGUAGAUCAGGCUGCCAUGUCCUUGAAGCACCUUGGAUUCACACACGAGAACGUACCAUGUUACUAUCCGAAAUACCUUCUGGGCCUUGAGGGGUUUGAGUUCUUUGAACCAUUUAUACCGGUUCAUGUGCCCAAAUACAACGAGAAGGAAAUUGACAGUUGCCUUGACUACUACCUUGAUCGUGGUUAUAUUCAAAACCCAAACGGUUGGACAGAAGAAGGCAAAGCCGAGUUGAAAUUCUUAAGUGGUUACAACCCCCGAGAACUUGGAAGGAUCUGUCGCUGGCGGUGACUGGCACAUCACUUAAGCCAGGCAAAAUGAACACAAGUAAACUUUUAGCAAUGAAUAUAUGGAAUGCGUUCUGCCUAUGAAAUGUAAUGUAAAAUAAAAUAAUGAUGCUAGUGUUA